Messenger RNA from Apis laboriosa (Himalayan honeybee), 658 nucleotides. RefSeq names its product HIG1 domain family member 1A, mitochondrial-like. Lineage: Eukaryota; Metazoa; Arthropoda; Insecta; Hymenoptera; Apidae. Bases 250 to 570 code for a protein of 106 amino acids. The transcript has 3 exons. The record is from RefSeq and is a predicted model, not a curated record.
AUGUAAUGUUUGUAUAUUAAAUUUUAUAAAAUUUUAAAAAAUUUAUAAAGUUAAAAAGAGUUGUGCUAUUUAAAAUGUGUAAUAUCUUUAACAUAUAUAAAAAAAUAGAGAAAUUCACAGUCUGGUAGGGUAUUCAUACAUGAAAUAAGUGCAGUUGCGUCAUGACAGUCAUAAGACAUAGAACGGUGAGGAAAUUUACAUAUGUUAUAAAUUAUUUGUGAAUGUAUUUUUAAAUAAUAAAGGUGAACAAUGGAUGAAAAUAUUUGGAAACAAACAAAAUUAAUGGAAAUUCCAGAAGAAGCUCUUAGACAAACAUUAGAAAAUGAAAAGUCCAUGACAGAAAAAUUAUAUGCACUAGUAAAACGAUCUCCAUUUGCUGUAGCUGGUUUAACAGGUUUAUCUAUUAUAUGUGGAAUAGGUGUAUAUAAAUGGAAAACAAAAACAGUAAAUCCUUCUAUAUAUUUAACACAGCUAAGAGUUGCAGCUCAAGCUACAGCUCUUAGUAUUAUUGGUUUAGGAAUGAUAUAUAGUAUGUAUAAUGAUUUUAUACUGAAGAAAAAAAAGGAAUGAUAUUCAUUAUGUGACAUUAAAAACAAAUAGAUAUUUAAUAUUAGAAAUUUAAUUAUUUUUAAAGAACAAAUUGCAAUAUUUAUUAUUU